This is a messenger RNA of Acanthisitta chloris (rifleman), 1441 nucleotides long. It is a transcript of the gene DNAJA4, whose product is annotated as DnaJ (Hsp40) homolog, subfamily A, member 4. Lineage: Eukaryota; Metazoa; Chordata; Aves; Passeriformes; Acanthisittidae. Bases 118 to 1059 code for a protein of 313 amino acids. Gene Ontology annotation, biological process: protein refolding. Gene Ontology annotation, cellular component: cytosol; cytoplasm. The transcript has 6 exons. The record is from RefSeq and is a predicted model, not a curated record. Gene Ontology annotation, molecular function: Hsp70 protein binding.
CUUAUAUCCCAGGCAUAUGAAGUUCUGUCGGACCCAAAGAAAAGGGACCUCUAUGACCAGGGUGGGGAGCAGGCUAUUAAAGAAGGAGGCCUGAGUGGCGGCAGCUUCUCUUCACCCAUGGACAUCUUUGACAUGUUCUUUGGUGGUGGAGGCCGAAUGAAUAGAGAGAGAAGAGGCAAAAAUGUUGUACACCAGUUAGGUGUAUCUCUUGAAGACUUAUAUAAUGGUAUUACAAGGAAACUGGCACUGCAAAAGAAUGUUAUUUGUGCAAAGUGUGAAGGUUAUGGCGGAAAGAGAGGGGCAGUAGAAAAAUGCCCUGUGUGUAAAGGAAGAGGAAUGCAAGUUAUAGUUCAGCAGAUUGGACCUGGCAUGGUACAGCAAAUUCAAACUGUGUGUCCAGAAUGCAAAGGCCAAGGUGAAAGAAUAAAUCCGAAGGACAGGUGUGACAACUGCAAUGGCUGUAAGGUUGUAAGAGAGAAAAAAAUCAUAGAAGUUCAUGUGGACAAAGGUAUGAAAGAUGGUCAGAAGAUAGUAUUUCACGGAGAAGGUGACCAGGAGCCUGAUUUGGAGCCUGGUGAUGUUAUAAUUGUGCUUGAUCAAAAGGAUCACAGUGUCUUUCAGAGGCGAGGGCAUGACUUAAUCACAAAAAUGAGAAUUCAACUCUCAGAGGCGUUAUGUGGUUUCAGAAAGACCAUUGAAACUCUGGAUAACAGAGUUCUUGUCAUAUCAUCUAGGCCAGGUGACGUGAUAAAACAUGGUGACCUAAAGUGUAUCUACAAUGAAGGGAUGCCUGUCUAUAAGUCUCCAAUGGACAAAGGUAGCCUAAUUAUACAAUUCUUGGUCCAGUUUCCAGAGCACUACUGGCUCCCAAGGGAGAAACUGUCUCUUCUGGAGGCUCUGCUUCCUCCACGAGAAGAUGUUAUGGUUACAGAUGAGAUGGAUCAGGUAGACCUUGAAGAUUUUGAUCCAAAUGAGCAAACCUACCGUAACAGUGGGGGAGAAGCAUAUGAAGAGGAUGAGGAGGGUCCAAGAACAGGAGUACAGUGUCAGACAUCUUAAAGCAAGGUGGGGUGAAUGUCAUCUAAAAUGUAAAUUUUCACAAUGAAAACUGCAUGGCUGUAAUAGCCACUGCUUGUGGGUUUUGUGUUCAGCAAAUUGAGUUGCUGUGCUGUCAGUAUCACCUUUUUGUAACUAAUUUAUAUUGUGUUCUUGUCUUUCUAUAUAAAGCCAGUGUCACACAGCUGAGAACCAACUGAGUUGGUAAACAUUUUUCUUUGCUGUGAAGGUUCUCAAUUUAUGUCACCUAUGCUAUUUAUAUAAGACUUGGGCAAUAUUGAUAGAAGCUAAGUGGAGUGUCUUAUGUAAAUACUUUCAUACUGGAAAAUGAAUUUCAUAGAAUAAAACAUAGCAGAAUAACUUCUAAUAAAUAGUACUUCACAUU